Messenger RNA from Trichomonas vaginalis G3, 456 nucleotides. RefSeq lists its product as uncharacterized. NCBI's taxonomy places the organism in Eukaryota, Parabasalia, Trichomonadida, Trichomonadidae. The transcript has a single exon. The coding region runs from base 1 to 456 and encodes 151 amino acids. The record is from RefSeq and is a predicted model, not a curated record.
AUGUUAGAUGAACUAUAUAAAGCAGAACGUGGAGAGUUGGAAAAGAAACUUCAAGCAAAAGAUGAAGUCAUUGAAUCCAAAGACAAAAGCAUACAGAAAAGAAUACCGCGUUCAGUACCAAAAGGAAAGGAAAAGAGUUAUAAGUAUAUGAUAUAUACUGAAGAGUUGGAGAAAGAAGAAGAUAAAGAUAUGGUUAUGUUACAUUUAGUCAGAAGAAACAACAAGAGCUUUUAUGACUUAGCUAAGAUAUAUAAAUCUGACAGAAACUGGUUCUAUCGUGAAAACUUACCGAUUUCAAUGACACUGAAUGAGCAAAUAAAGGAAAUUGUCAAAAAUACUCUUCCUCAAACACACUAUAACAUCAAAGGUUGUACAAUACUUACAUUCAAAGAAGACUUAACAUUACUGAAGGAAAAAAUAACAGAAUAUUUCGACAACUUCAAAGAGGAAGAAUGA